AUGGACUACUCCUACCUCAAUUCGUACGACUCGUGCGUGGCGGCCAUGGAGGCGUCCGCCUACGGCGACUUCGGCGCCUGCAGCCAGCCUGGCGGCUUCCAAUACAGUCCCCUGCGGCCUGCCUUCCCCGCCGCGGGGCCACCUUGCCCCGCGCUCGGCUCCUCCAACUGUGCGCUUGGCGCCCUACGCGACCACCAGCCAGCGCCCUACUCGGCAGUGCCCUACAAGUUCUUCCCUGAGCCGUCGGGCCUGCAUGAGAAACGCAAGCAGCGGCGUAUCCGCACAACGUUCACGAGUGCGCAGCUCAAGGAGUUGGAGCGCGUCUUCGCCGAGACCCACUACCCCGAUAUUUACACACGCGAGGAACUGGCGCUCAAGAUCGACCUCACUGAGGCUCGCGUGCAGGUCUGGUUCCAGAACCGCCGGGCCAAGUUCCGCAAACAGGAGCGUGCGGCCAGCGCCAAAGGCGCGGCGGGAGCCAAGAAGGGCGAGGCGCGCUGCUCGUCUGAGGACGACGACUCCAAAGAGUCCACGUGCAGUCCCACGCCCGACAGCACCGCGUCGUUGCCGCCGCCGCCCGCACCCAGCCUGGCCAGCCCGCGCCUGAGCCCCAGCCCUCUACCCGCCGCGCUGGGCUCCGGGCCCGGGCCUCAGCCACUGAAGGGGGCGUUGUGGGCGGGGGUAGGGGGCGGUGGGGGCGGCGGGCCCGGUGCGGGAGCAGCAGAGCUGCUUAAGGCUUGGCAGCCAGCGGAGCCCGGGCCCGGGCCCUUUUCUGGAGUUCUGUCUUCUUUUCACCGAAAGCCCGGUCCCACCCUGAAGACAAACCUCUUCUAG
Molecule: messenger RNA, 834 nt
Organism: Arvicola amphibius (Eurasian water vole)
Lineage: Eukaryota; Metazoa; Chordata; Mammalia; Rodentia; Cricetidae
Gene: Phox2a
Product: paired like homeobox 2A
Exons: 3
Coding region: 1-834 (277 amino acids)
Biological process (GO): regulation of transcription by RNA polymerase II
Molecular function (GO): RNA polymerase II transcription regulatory region sequence-specific DNA binding; DNA-binding transcription factor activity, RNA polymerase II-specific
Source: RefSeq, a predicted model, not a curated record